GUGCUUCGGAUACAAACGCUUGGCCUGCACUGAAGCUGUAUUUUUUAGUAGUUGCGCAUCUCAACAGUUCACACAGAACUAUGGGAACCGGAGUGGAAAGUAGUGUUUUCCUGCCUUGUUCUGAAGGUUUAAUGGCAAAAGAAGAACUUCAUCUUGUUCUGUGGUGGCUGUAACCGCGUUUAUUUUAUGUUUUACUUUUUUUUUUUCAUGAAACCUGGGGAUAUUUGAGCGUGGUCAUAAAAGGAAGCGUGCAGUCAGUGGUUCGGUGGAUUGACUUCUCAAGUAGGAAUGGCCACUGCAAGGCUUGAUUACGUUGCUCCGUGGUGGACAUACUGGCUGCACAAUUUCCCUCACUUCAAUUUCUUUUUCCAGUCGGUCGACAACACUUUCAAACCCGAGGAAGAGAGCUAUCAGCAGUCUCUGAUAUUUCUAGCAUGUGUUGGUGCAGUGGGUCUGGGUCUGAGCCUGCUGGUUCUGGCAAUAUGCCUGGUCUGCUUGUGCUGCUGCCGCAGGGACUUAGGUGAAGACACCAAAAGACCUGAUACCUGCUGCCUCACUUGGUCUGCUGUCAUCACAGGCCUCAUUAUAUGUUCUGCUGUAGGAGUGGGUUUCUAUGGAAACAGUGAGACCAACGAUGGGGUGUACCAGCUGACCUACUCGCUCUACAAUGCCAAUCACACAUUGGGUGGCCUCAACAAUCUGGUUGCAGGAUCUCUGGGCAAUGUUCAAACUGGACUCAAGCAGCACCUGGAACGACUGGAUGAAAUCUUUUCCACAAAGUCAGACUACCUCCAAGCUCUGCGCUUCAUGCAGCUGAUGGUUAACAACGUCGUUCACGAGAUGACUACUCUGCCUGAUAUCACCAAAGCAAAUGUUGAUUUGGCAGCCAUUGCUGACCAAACAGCUUUAAUUGAGUAUUACAGAUGGCUGACCUUUUUGCUGUUGCUGAUCCUGGAUCUGGUCAUCUGCUUGGCCACGUGCUUGGGGAUGGCCAAGCAGUCUCGAUGGCUCCUUAUCACGAUCAUGGCUUUUGUAGUGCUGUCUAUGAUCCUAAGCUGGGCCUCACUGGGAGCGGGCACUGCUACAGCUGUGGGCACCAGUGACUUUUGUGUGUCUCCAGACAAGUUUAUUGUUAAUCAAACCAAGGAUUUCCUCAGUGCAGAUGUUGCACACUAUUAUUUGUUCUGCAGUCCGAAUCUACCAAACCCUUUUCAACAGUCUUUGACAAUCUGCCAGCAUUCUCUGACCACCAUGCAAAUCCAGAUCCAGGGCUUGCUGCAGUUCUCGUUGCCCGUCUUCCCCACUGCUGAGAGAGACCUUUUGGGGAUCCAGCGACUGCUGAACUCCACCGAGUUCAGUCUCCACCAGCUAACAGCCUUGCUCGACUGCCGCGGGCUACACAAGGACUACCUGGAUGCCCUAAUGGGUGUGUGCUAUGAUGGGGUGGAAGGGCUCCUCUACCUCUCUUUGUUUUCUCUGCUGGCUGCCUGCGCACUCUCUGCCAUGCUGUGUGCGAUUUUUAGAGUGUGGACACUAAUAGGCAGCAGGGACAAAGAGUAUGACGACAUAGAUGAGGAGGACCCGUUCAACCCAGAAGCGCGGCGGAUAUCCUACAACCCCAGAAGGUCCAACAUCCACAGUUUCUGUAGCUAUACCAGCAGCCUCAGUAGCCAGGCCAGCCUUCAUCCACCUCCGCAAUCUGCCUCUAAUGUCAUGCCACCUCCUGAAUACAUGAAUCAGUCCAUGCUGUUUGGAGGGAGUCCUCGAUAUGAGAACGUGCCGCUGAUAGGGAGAGGAUCCCCACCUCCCUCGCGUACCAAAGACUUGAAACCACCUUUUGAGCAAGAGGAAGAGAGAGAAUGUGGACCAUUGUUUAAAAUUACUCGCCCAGUAUGAGGACCACUUAUCUAUCUAUGACUGACGCCCAGAUCAGACACUUUGGGACUGACUUCCAGGUGUAACCUGCUACCUACGGAAUCCAUUUUAGAGAAGCACUGUCUGAGAUGCUGGGUUUAUACCAAGGAGGCUGUCUUAAUGGCAUAAUCUCGCUGUUCCAAUCUGAGACAUGAAAGCAGGCCAUAUGAGGCAUUUACCGCAGUAACACACCAAUGCAGUGCUCAGAAAGCCCUGCAUGCAGUUCUGAACAGAGACGACCUGUACAGGUUCCUCUCAAGACUGUUGUGGAUGUUGUCAUGAUGUAUGGAAACACUGUUGCUCCAAUAUAAGCAUUUCUAUAAGCCAAAUCAAGAGCCUUUGAACUGAUUUGAUGAAAAAAAAUGUUUUUGCUUUUUUCUGUGUUCUUGUAGCCUGCAAGGAUACUUGGAUGACUGAAUAUGACCCAUAGAACUGCCAUCAUUUUGAUUUUUGCUAAAUUCCUACUCUUUGGCAGUUACUUAAUUCCUUCAUAUUCUGCCUUUGUGCAAUUUUUAAUGGUGCUAAAUGAAAUCAAACACCAUAUUUUCAACUUUUAUAAUAAUAAACAAAUUUAAAACCAUACCAAAUAUUGUGCUUUUGUUGCGAAGAGCCAAAGAUGCAACUAAUUUGAUCUGCGUGAUCAAUUAAAAUUUUCUCUUUCUAGGUAACUGCCACAGGUUUAGGCAUCUGAUUGCUCUGCUGAUCAGGGAUCAGUCACAUAGUCGUAGCUGAGGGGUUUGUCAUUGUUUUGCUACAUUUGUAGACCAUAUAGCAGUAGCAUGUGGGUAAAUGUCCCUGGAUUAAAUAAGCACAACAAAAUGGGAUUUAAUUCACUUCCAGGAAUGUAUCACUGUGCUGUGCAGCUGGUAAAACAUAAACUGAAUUUGCAGAAGUUAAAGUUGUUCUAAGAUCAAUCUACCCUCAUUAUCUUGUAAAUGAGAAAGUCUUCUCUUCAGUGUUGGAUAAAUCUGCUGAAUGCUGUUUUCUGUGUUGGAUCAUGUAUCAAACUAAACUAACGUUUGAUCAUAAAUUCUGUAUUUA
Messenger RNA from Sander lucioperca (pikeperch), 2955 nucleotides. It is a transcript of the gene ttyh2l, whose product is annotated as tweety homolog 2, like. The record is from RefSeq and is a predicted model, not a curated record. Bases 289 to 1896 code for a protein of 535 amino acids. Gene Ontology annotation, molecular function: intracellularly calcium-gated chloride channel activity; volume-sensitive chloride channel activity. Lineage: Eukaryota; Metazoa; Chordata; Actinopteri; Perciformes; Percidae. The transcript has 15 exons. Gene Ontology annotation, cellular component: plasma membrane.